AUGAAUGGCACACUCAUUUGUUACACAAAAGAAUCACAUGCAUGGGGAUGGGAUCAAUUUCUCAAGUGGUCUGAUCUUCCAACAAGUUACAACUCAAAAAUCGAGUUUAUCACCGUUGAAUGUCAAUUCAGCUUCAAAUAUUACGAUUUUUCGAAAAAUCCAGCAAUCUUCUCUGAUGCUUCUUUCAAAGGUGGAACAGAUGAAUAUCAUAUCAGCAAAGGGGUUCGUAAUGUUAUAGUUUUUCGAGAAAAAACAACGAAAUUGUAAAUUUUCAGUAUUUCUGCACCUACUCCAAGUUCUUCAAUGAAAAAUUUGUGAAAAACAACGAGACUACUAUCACUAUUGAUGAUGUCAAAUCUGAGGAGUUUUUGAUGUUAUUGGCAGCAUUGUUGCCUGAUCCAACUACAAUCACUUGUAAGUUGUAACUGUCUAGAAAAUCCUAUUCAAACUCUUAUUUUCAGCUCGAAACUAUGAUAUUCUUCAAAACCUUACCGAAAAGUUCGAAAUUUGCUCGCUCGCUAAAAGAUGUGAUGAUUAUUUCAAGAAGAACCAAUGCUCUGAAAUUAUCGAAAAAAUAAAAAAAGCUGAGCAGAAAAACGACACUAAAUCGAUUGUAAGUUAUUUUCUAGUCGUGAGAAAACUUCUAGAUUCUAAAUGAAGCUAAAUAUUUCAGCCAACCAUUCUUUCAACUGUAAAUCGCGGAAGAGAGCUGAAAAUACUUUGGCAAGAUGAAUAUUACGAGCAUUUUGAAGAUAUCACAAAAUUGGCUUGCGCGGAUGUUGCUUUUAAAUUUCUCUAA
Molecule: messenger RNA, 799 nt
Organism: Caenorhabditis angaria
Lineage: Eukaryota; Metazoa; Nematoda; Chromadorea; Rhabditida; Rhabditidae
Source: the annotation of a GenBank genome assembly